GAGUGACGUAAGGAGCAGAGGCCGGAGCUGUCCAUCAGCACCAAAGGCCGCGGGCGGGCUCAGGGCAUGGGGCCGCGGCUCUGGGGCAGCCCGAGCCCCUGCUCCUGCUCCUUUCCCUUCCCCGGGCCCAGCCUAAGUCCCCGGACGUCGCGGGACUGGAGUGCUAGCCGGUGUUGGAGGCGAAGCGGCGUCGCCGCCGCGCAGGGACCGGUCCCUCCGGCCCAGCAGCCCUCUUCCCCUCACCGCGGACUUUUACCGGACCCCAGUCAGCUGGAGCUUCUGGCGCCCGGCAACCCCGGACCCUCCGGCCCCUGCACAGCCUCUUUCGCUCAGAAGCUCAGGUCGCCUCCAGCCCAGGUAGAUCUUGGACUAUCCCAGAUUUAGCCGCCCACAGACCAGUCUCCUGGCUGCCUCCUCACCGGCAGCACACUGCCCUCAUCUCCCCCCUACCCCGUCCCCCUUUUAACUUCUUCAUCCCAGCACCCUCUAGCCAGGCACUUUUCCCCCUCUUUGUCUUUUGUCCCUCACUUCAGGGAUGCUCCCAGAGCUGUGCGAUGUGGGCACCACUCCUUUGUUCACUGUGUCCUUGCCUAGUUCUCCACUCCUCACCCUCAUCCUGGUGGAGACCCAGGACACUUCGUUGACCCCAACUUCCUCUCUGUCAGGCUGACGUGGGAGGGUGACUCCCUACUGUUCCCAGCACUAUGCCGGGCACUGUGGCGACACUUCGGUUCCAGCUGCUGCCCCCCGAGCCAGAUGAUGCCUUCUGGGGUGCACCCUGUGAACAGCCCCUGGAGCGCAGGUACCAGGCACUUCCAGCCCUCGUCUGCAUCAUGUGCUGUCUGUUUGGAGUCGUCUACUGCUUCUUCGGUUACCGCUGCUUCAAGGCAGUACUCUUCCUCACUGGGUUGCUGUUUGGCUCAGUGGUCAUCUUCCUGCUGUGCUACCGAGAGCGGGUGCUGGAGACGCAGCUGAGUGCCGGGGCGAGUGCAGGCAUCGCGCUGGGCAUCGGGCUGCUCUGCGGGCUGGUGGCCAUGCUGGUGCGCAGCGUGGGCCUCUUUCUGGUGGGGUUGCUGCUCGGCCUACUGCUCGCCGCUGCCGCCCUGCUGGGCUCCGCACCCUACUACCAGCCGGGCUCUGUUUGGGGCCCCCUGGGGCUGCUGCUGGGGGGCGGCCUGCUCUGCGCCCUGCUCACACUGCGUUGGCCCCGCCCGCUCACCACCCUGGCCACCGCCGUGACAGGUGCCGCGCUCAUCGCCACGGCUGCUGACUACUUUGCUGAGCUGCUGCUGCUGGGGCGCUAUGUGGUGGAGCGUCUGCGGGCCGCCCCCGUACCCCCCCUCUGCUGGCGGAGCUGGGCCCUGCUGGCACUUUGGCCCCUGCUCAGCCUGAUGGGUGUUCUGGUGCAGUGGCGGGUGACGGCCGAGCGGGACUCCCACACAGAAGUGGUCAUCAGCCGACAGCGCCGACGUGUGCAGCUAAUGCGGAUUCGGCAGCAGGAAGAGCGCAAGGAGAAGCGGCGCAAGAAGAGACCCCCAAGGGCUCUCCCGAGAGGCCCCCGGGCUCCUCCAAGGCCUGGGCCCCCUGACCCUGCUUAUCGUCGCAGGCCAGUGCCCAUCAAACGCUUCAAUGGAGACAUCCUCUCCCCGAGCUACAUCCAGAGCUUCCGGGACCGGCAGACAGGGAGCUCACUGAGCUCCUUCAUGUCCUCGCCCACAGAUGUGGACUAUGAGUACGGGUCCCGGGGGCCGCUGACGGCCUGCUCCGGGCCCCCUGUGCGGGUAUAGCAGUCUAGCUGCUCCUGCCCACCUACACUCAUCGGUCACCAGCUCUGCCAGCUUGGGGAGGCCAUGUUGGGCCAUGACUCAGCCCACCUGGCCCUGUAGCCUUUGGCUGUCCCUUUCCCCACCCUGGAGAGGGAUGGCCUGGCUGCCAGAAGGGAGGCCCUCUCUCAGGCUCGGCCUGGCCCGAGGGGAGAGCGCUCUCCCAAGUUCCUGACGGGCUCCUGAGGGACAUGAGUGUGAGCCCCGUUGGGGUGUGCUCAGGGUUGUGAGUGUGUCGCCUGUGUGUGCGUGUGUGGAGGGGGUGGGCUUGGAGGGGACACUGGGACCCUUGCCUUAGAUUUCUGACUGGUGGGGCUUCUCCAAGGGUGGCCCUGCCUCCUCUCUCACUGCUGGGGUCCUGUGGGCCACUCUCCUGCAUGUCUAAGUGGAGGAGGUCUGCCUCCUCCCCCGUCGCCUCCACCUCUCAGCCAGACUCAUCUAAGGCUUCUCGUCCUUGUCCACGGGGCAAACUGCAGCAGCCCUCACCCAGGUCCCCUGUCCUCUGCAAGCCACCAGCCUGAGGGCAGUGGCAGGAGGUGGGGGUGGGGGGUACUGCUCUAGGCUGGGUUAGGGAAGGGGGCUUAAAUGCACGGUGCAUGUCUGGUGUCUGUCAUGCCACCCUGGACACCUCAUGCCUCUGUCUCCCCCCCACCCCACCCCAUUUUACAUCUUUUAUAAAUGUGCCAAACUGUG
Molecule: messenger RNA, 2516 nt
Organism: Hippopotamus amphibius kiboko
Lineage: Eukaryota; Metazoa; Chordata; Mammalia; Artiodactyla; Hippopotamidae
Gene: TMEM198
Product: transmembrane protein 198
Exons: 4
Coding region: 705-1787 (360 amino acids)
Biological process (GO): positive regulation of canonical Wnt signaling pathway
Cellular component (GO): plasma membrane; cytoplasmic vesicle
Source: RefSeq, a predicted model, not a curated record